Molecule: messenger RNA, 456 nt
Organism: Aspergillus chevalieri
Lineage: Eukaryota; Fungi; Ascomycota; Eurotiomycetes; Eurotiales; Aspergillaceae
Exons: 1
Coding region: 1-456 (151 amino acids)
Source: RefSeq, a predicted model, not a curated record
AUGUGGCUGAGCAUUACAAGGGGGGUGGACUGGAAGUGGAAACAGGUUGUGAAGGACAUGUUUGCGGCAAACGAUUUUUAUGGCAGUGAGAUUGUCCAGGUCAAAACACCCACCCUUUCCAAGCGACGCUUUGUGCUCGUUGGUGAUGCGGUUUAUGCACCUGGUCCAACGGGAGGUGGAGCAUCUCUUGCAAUGGCCGGCGCGUACCUUUUGGCAGGCGAGAUCAUCAAACACAAUGGUUAUCUGGCUGCAGGGUUCCGUGGCUUCGAGCAGCAGGUGCGACCUCUCAUCAAUGACCUUCAGAAGAUUCUGCCACUUGUUCCCACUGCGUUCGCGCCACAGACAGCCUGGCGCAUAUGGUUGCGAACCAUGAUUUUUUUUUUUUCUUUUAUCUGCUGGUCUCGAAUUUUGGAGUUUUUCCAAAAGGUUUUUCAGUGGCUGAUUCGGUCACACUGA